Molecule: messenger RNA, 4435 nt
Organism: Marchantia polymorpha subsp. ruderalis
Lineage: Eukaryota; Viridiplantae; Streptophyta; Marchantiopsida; Marchantiales; Marchantiaceae
Source: the annotation of a GenBank genome assembly
CGAGCGCGAGUUUGUGUUUGGCUGCUCGCCGGGAACGCUUUUGUUUUCUUUUCGACGGAGGUAUUGGUGUCCUCACGCGCUUCGCACGCGGUAACAAGCCGAGACAGUGCUCCGGGUGAGAGCAGAGGGACGCCGCGGCCGCAGAGACGAGCAGUGAGCGCGCGAGCCGAAAGAGCAGCGAGAGCCGUGAUCGGGCGGUGCGGUGCGGUGAGGCGAGGCGAUGCGAUGCGAUAUAGAGCGCGGGCUUUACAUAAGCCUGUAGUGCAACAUUGUGGGUGCCAUUGAUAUGAACUUGAGCGAGGCUAGUGUGCCGUGUAGAAGAGCAGCGAGCAGAGUCAUGGCCGAUGAGGAGGAUUAGGACGUGAGGCAGCGAGUAGGAGGAGGAGGUGUAGCGACCGGGAAAUUUGUGCUUCGGAAAGCGAACGCGAAGACGAGUAGCAGCAGCAGCAGCAGCAGCGGCGGCGGCUAUCGGACAGUAGUCCUCGCUUGGACACUGACCGCUUCUGUGGCGAAGGAGGCAGCCUUGGAUAGGCGCUAGUGUGCCUGGUGUGUCAGGCUGUCGAUCGGAUGUGUAAUCCCUUCAAGAAUGAGUUUGCGAGUUGUUGGAAGCUUUUGUUGAAAGAGGUCGGAUUACGAGAGUGUUGACAAUUCGCUCUCCCUGUAAUUUACCCCGCGCUCCCAAUGCUUCUUGACCGUCGCCUAUUGUGUGUGUGGCGAAGCAGUAGAGGGGUGAGGUAGUACGUUCACUGUAAAGCGGCAUUUUACGCAGCAGGCGCCUCCGGUCGUUUUUGACCGAGCCCGAGUUAGCUAUAGGAGCUGAUCGAUACGCGGGAGCAGAGGGGAAAAGUAAAUUAGUGACCAAGAAUGUGAGUUGGCGCGCGCCAGGGGCAUACUGAAAGCGGUCGGCGUUUCAAGAAGCUUGAUAUCCUGAGGUGUCGGAGAACUGGGCCUGCGACAACUUCCUUGGUCAAUUUCAUUUUCUCAUCGUGGUAGGGGAGUGUGAUCUCAUAGUAUCGAACUUCAGAGCGCCUAGUGAGAGUUCUAGCGGACGUAUAAUCUUCGAAAAGGUGUCGUUCGGGUUUCUUCAGGUGCUGGCAGGGUUGAUCUUGAAGUCUUCAUCCCCGCCUGUUGUUUGCCACGAGGAGGAAAGGCAGAGAAGUGUGUGUGUUCUUACUAGGUAUUACUUGUAUUUUUAAGGAAAGCACAAUACUUGAAAGCAGGUUCACGGAUCGGGAAUUUCCACCAGUGCGCACUCAGGGACUUUGACCCAGUCAAGGACUGAUACAUAGAGGAGGACGAGCGGUGGGUUGGCUUUCGAGAGAAAAAUUGGCACUUGCUCCUUUGUCUUGCAUUACGAGGUAGACGAGAAAUCUGUCGAACUGUUUGACGCUGUGGGCAGCCACAAUAGUCAGUCUUCCCUGCGAUGGUGAUCAAAGUUAUGAGAUGGCCUCUCCGGGCCACUGUUUCCAAGAAGUACCAAGUGAACAUUGUCCUCCACAGGGUGGACGGUUUAUGCGUCGGUCAGGGAGCCGAUGAAGAAACAAGGCUGCUCGUGAACCUCAGGUGGAAGGGGCCAAGAACCGCUCUCGGAUCCCGCUUCAAGGGGAUGAAAAGUGUCCGGACCAGCUCUGUGCUUCUGGGUCCAAGUGGAGCCGUGGAGUGGGAGGAGGAGUUUGAGAACAUUUGUGGGUUUACCAUGACAAAGGAAGGAACCUUCCAGCCCUGGCCUAUCUCGCUUGUGGUGUGCAAGGCUGUCCCCAGUAUUUUGAAGACGAAGCCUUCGGUCUUGGGCUCGGUACCUGUGGAUCUGGGCGAGCUUGUGAUUGAUACCGUCAAAACCUGUAAUAUCAUUAAGCUUCCCGUUCCUUGCAACUUCGGAGGAUCGGAGAUGGAGGCGACUCUCUCGAUUUCAGUUAAUUUCUGCGAAAUUCGGACUCUCAUGUUCGAUGGACUCGAAAGCGUCCACCGGUUGAUGGCUCCGGCCAUAGCCUGUAUGGGUGAGCCCAUGUGGGACAGUGAUGACGGAAAGCCAACCGACGUCGUGCGGAAGAAAGGGAGAGUCCUGAAGGGAAUCAUUCCGAGUAUUAAAUCGAUGAAGAGGACUUCCAUUGAAGAGGAGAGGCACGAAGGUGGAAAGCUUUCUCCUGGCAGCGAAGGGAAGCUGUCUCCCAGAAGCGUUGUGAGUCCGCCAGAUUCAGAAACUCCAUAUGACUCGGAUGAGGUGGACGAUUCGGAUGUCGAAGAUUACGAACAUGCCGGAGCUGUAGUAAAGCUGCAAAAAUCAUUCAGUUAUGGAACUCUUGCUGGAGCGAAUCUGGUGGUUGAGGGAGCUAUUCCUUUUCACCGCGAGGACAGUGUGAACCCCGACGUUGGUGAUAUCAUUUCGAUUCACAGCAGGGCAAGCUCUUUGGCAUUCUCCAAAGCGGUAGUGGGCGAAGAAUCGUCAUCGUCUGCUGACUCGGAUGUCACUUUGGUUAGUCAAGGGUCUCUGAGUGGCUUAUUGUCCUGGAGGAAGAGAAAGUUGAGUUUCAGGUCUCCGAGGGCAAGAGGAGAGCCGCUGUUAAACAAAGCAUAUGGAGAAGAAGGUGGUGAUGAGAUUGAUUGGGAUCGGAGACAAUCAGAAUCAGGAUCUCCCAGCGAUCACCUGGCCUUAAUUAAGUACAAGGGCGAGGAGGGCUUAUCUGCCACAUCUUCCAAUGCGACUGAGGUAUUGGACUUUGGGGAUGAGCUUUUCACAGUUGGAAGCUGGGAAACAAAGGACCUGGUCAGCAGAGAUGGACAAAUGAAACUGUCGGCAGACGUGUUCUUUGCUUCAUUCGAUCAACGCAGUGAAAGUGCUGCCGGAGAGAGUGCCUGCACUGCUCUCGUUGCGGUUAUUGCUGACUGGUUGCACAUGCACCCGACUUUGAUGCCAAGUAAGGCCGAGUUCGACAUGCUGAUCAGGGAUGGAUCUGCAGAAUGGAGGAAAUUAUGUGAAGUAGAGGCUUACAAAGAUCGCUUCCCUGACCGACACUUUGAUCUGGAAACCAUUCUACAGGCAGAGGUGAGGCCGUUGUGUGUUGUUCCAGAGAAAUCUUUCAUAGGAUUCUUUCAGCCAGAAGGGUUGGGAGCCUCCUGCGACUUUCUCGAGGGUGCCAUGUCGUUCGACGGUAUAUGGGAUGAGAUUGAAAGAUGUGGACCUGCAGUAUACAUCGUGAGUUGGAAUGAUCAUUUCUUCGUCCUUAGAGUGGAAGAGCACUCAUGCUACAUUAUUGACACCUUGGGAGAGAGAUUGUAUGAGGGAUGUAAUCAGGCCUACAUUUUGCACUUCGAUGAAACGACGUCUUUGUGCAAUGUACCUUUAAAGCAAACUAAAGAUACAAAAGUUGUGCCGGAGGAGGCGACGGGAACGGAAGAUGCCGUUUCUAGCGAUAAGAACGAGAAAAGUAGGCAAUCAGAAGUAGGAGUUGGAACUGUGGAAUCUGCACCCGAAGGGAACUUAGCAGAGUGUUCUUCAGGAGACACGGUACAUGUGGGAAGGGCUGCGUGCAGGCAGUUUAUCAAGGGAUUCUUUGCUGCUUUGCCCUUGAGGGAGCUACAGAUAGACGUGAAGAAGGGUCUGUUGGGAAAAGCUCCAUUACAUCAUCGCCUGCAAAUUGAGUUCCACUACGCUAAGGCUCUACCGUCUUUCCCCAGUUCUAGCAUGUUAGGCCUCAGUUUUUGAAGAGCAAUAGAAAGGGAAUGCUGCAGAGAUGUAGGGUUUAGUUGGGUUAAAUGUAUUCAUAGCUGUACUAUUACGCGUUGGUAGUUCAGGCACGACUGACUCUACCCAUCUUGGAUUGUGCCACACUAAUGUACUCCAUAUUUUUAAUUGGCCUUCCUGUCCAUGGAAACUAUUCUCUGGACAGAGACUGAUGGUGACGGAGAAUCUAGACGGACUAGAGCCGACUGGAGCAACCAAAGCGCAUGACUUUUUGACCUUCCCCAAUAGACACAUGGUGUUUUUAGGUAAUAAGCUCAGGGGAAUCUUGAAGCGUCUUAGUUCACAAGACGAUCUUGGGUAUUAUAGUGGUCUUCUCUAAAGAUGUUUGUCAUAGGAGAGGCAUGAGGUGACUGUGAGUUUAAAAUCUGGCUUACCCAAGGGAAAAGAAUGAUAUCUCUUGGACCGGUGUUUGAUGAAGGAGAUAUACCAAGAGAGAAGUCCACACGUCCUCUUCAUUCAGGUGUACACUAGUGAACUUUGUAGCUGACAAGUACUAUUUGGCGUCCCGCAGCAUGUCUUACUGUGACAUUCAUAUGCACUGAAAUUAUGUGUACAUAAGAGCCUAGAACAGGCAGCGACAGUUUUCAGCUACUUGCUUGUGUAUACUCGGAUUGGUUGAUGUGAAUUUGUCAACUGUGUAAUACCGGAUGGAUUUUGCUCCGCGGUUCUAUGUGAAGAAUAUAUAGACAUGAG